UCGGCCUGGCGUGGCAGGAAGGGAGGUGCUGGGCACCGGCUGUGAAAAGCAACCCCCCUCUUGCUCAGAGAUAGCCGCACUGCGCCAGGGUGCACGCGGGCCCGGUGACCCCGGCCAUGCUGUCCACCGAGGCCUGGAGUCCUAGCUGGGGCACGGUGUCCUGGGACUAUUCUGGCUCGGGCUCCCUGGACCAAGCGGAGCUGUGCCCUGCCUGGAACCUGCCCUAUGGCCACGCCAUCAUCCCCACGCUCUACCUGGCAGCCUUCGCUGUGGGCCUGCCGGGCAACGCCUUCGUGGUGUGGCUGCUGAGCCGGCAGCGCGGGCCGCGGCGACUGGUGGACACCUUCGUGCUGCACUUGGCUGCCGCCGACCUGGGCUUCGUGCUCAUGCUGCCAAUGUGGGCCGCGGCGGAGGCGCGCGGCGGCCUCUGGCCCUUCGGCGACGGCCUGUGCAAAGUCAGCAGCUUUGCGCUGGCGGUCACGCGCUGCGCGGGCGCGCUGCUGCUGGCGGGCAUGAGCGUGGACCGCUACCUGGCCGUGGGCCGGCCGCUGAGCGCGCGCCCGCUGCGGAACGCGCGCUGUGUGCGAGCCGCCUGCGGCGCCGCCUGGGCUGCGGCGUUUCUGGCCGGCUUGCCCGCCUUGCUCUACCGGGGACUGCAGCCGAGCCUGGAUGGCGCGGGCAGCCAGUGUGUCGAGGAGCCCUGGGACGCGCUCCAGGGUGUCGGGCUGCUGCUGCUGCUACUGACUUUUGCGCUGCCGCUGGCGGUCACCCUGACCUGCUACUGGCGCGUGUCGCGCCGCCUGCCACGCGUCGGGAGGGCCCGGAGCAACUCGCUACGCAUCAUCUUCACAGUGGAGAGUGUCUUCGUGGGCUGCUGGCUGCCCUUCUGCGUCCUGCGCUCCCUCCUCCACCUGGCACGGCUCCGGGCGCUGCCGCUGCCCUGCUCCCUGCUGCUGACGCUGCCCUGGGGUCUGGCUGUCGCCACCUGCCUGGCUUUCGUCAACAGCAGUGCGAACCCGGUCAUCUACCUCCUGCUGGACCGCUCGUUCCGCGCCCGGGCCCGGUUCGGGCUGUGCACGCGCGCCGGGCGCCAGGUGCGCAGGAUCAGCUCGGCCUCCUCGCUCUCCAGGGACGACAGCUCGGUGUUCUGGGGCCGGUCCCCAAAGGUGAACUCUGCCUCGGCUGCUUGGUAGCUUCCCGGGAUGGCGCAGGUGGAACGGAGCUUCAAAGAGAGGAACCACGUGCUUGUAGAUGCGCCCAGGGACUGCCCAUCGUCUUUCUCAGAGCUGGCUGCUGAGGCUGGCUGUUCUCGCAAACCGACGGGGAAGGAUGGGGUAUUUCCUUAAUUUUCUCUAGGGCAAGAAAGGCUGUAGUCUACCCACCUGGAGAAACAGGCUCACCUAGUCGAUGGGAGGGAAGUGGGCUCCGUUCUCUGCUUCGUUCUGUGUAAUUCAGCCAGAACAUCCAAACCAUAUGUCAAAGGUCCCUCUUGUCCCUGUCUAUUCUUGCCCCUGCAAAAGCCCUUGUCAUUUGAGGAAUUUCUUCUCCUUGUCAGCCCUCUAGCAACACCUCCUCAAACAUCACCCCUGUCUCCCCCUCUCCCCUCUCCCUCUCCUCCUCCCCCUCUCUCUCCCUCUCU
This is a messenger RNA of Apodemus sylvaticus (European woodmouse), 1639 nucleotides long. It is a transcript of the gene Gpr25, whose product is annotated as G protein-coupled receptor 25. Lineage: Eukaryota; Metazoa; Chordata; Mammalia; Rodentia; Muridae. The coding region runs from base 117 to 1193 and encodes 358 amino acids. Gene Ontology annotation, biological process: immune response; G protein-coupled receptor signaling pathway. Gene Ontology annotation, molecular function: G protein-coupled receptor activity. The record is from RefSeq and is a predicted model, not a curated record. The transcript has a single exon. Gene Ontology annotation, cellular component: membrane.